Molecule: messenger RNA, 1722 nt
Organism: Dromiciops gliroides (monito del monte)
Lineage: Eukaryota; Metazoa; Chordata; Mammalia; Microbiotheria; Microbiotheriidae
Gene: SIRT3
Product: sirtuin 3
Exons: 7
Coding region: 743-1507 (254 amino acids)
Molecular function (GO): NAD+ binding; histone deacetylase activity, NAD-dependent
Source: RefSeq, a predicted model, not a curated record
GCAGCCAGCCUCCCGUCUGCAGACCUCCCGGGAGUCUCCGAGCUCUCCGCAGGUCCAGCAGCAGCUCUUGGUGGGAGCAGGUGUUUCCAGAACAGAGCCCGAGAGCGGAAGUUGUGAACGUGCCCGGCUCUUGGCGACCAAAGUAGGUGGCCUUUCCCGGGGGACCCCGGGGCCUGGGGGUGGCCGGUGAGCUGUAAGGCCGGAGGCACAUCCUGGCGCAGGUUAGGAGCUUAAUCGAAGUUGGAAGGAACUAGAAGAGACGCCCGGGUCUUGAGAGAGACAGGGAAUCGCGACAUCUCAGAGUCGAAGCAGGGAGCGUGGAUUCUGUCUACAGUCUAUCCAGCCAGGGGUGAGGUCAGCGUGAGGAAAACGUCCCAAAGGCCAUGAUCAUCACAACACACACAGAAGAAUUAUUUGACCAAGUACGACACUCAUAUAGACUAAAAAUCCUAUGAAGUCUAGGCAUAGAGGAGCUGUUAUAAAAUGUCUCCAUCCAUUGAUAGCAGAAAAACCUGGAAAGACUCACAUGAACUGAUGUAUAGUGAAGUGAGCAGAACUGGGAGGACAUUGUGCAUAGUGACAGCAGUAUUGUGAAUGAUGCUUCCUGGGUGAGAAGCAUGACCGCCUCUUCUCAGGGGCCUUGGGUGGCUGUGGAGCCGGAAGUGGCCCCGGGGGAGAGAAGCUCUCCUUGCAGGACGUAGCCGAACUGAUUCAGACCAAAGCCUGCCAGAGGGUGGUGGUGAUGGUGGGUGCUGGGAUCAGCACCCCGAGUGGGAUCCCAGACUUCAGGUCUCCGGGAAGUGGCCUCUACAGCAACCUGGAGCAGUAUGACCUCCCCUACCCUGAAGCCAUCUUUGAACUGGACUUCUUCUUUCACAACCCCAAACCCUUCUUCACUUUGGCCAAGGAGCUCUAUCCUGGGAACUACAAGCCCAAUCUCGCCCACUACUUCCUCCGCCUGCUUCAUGACAAGGGGCUGCUUCUGCGGCUCUAUACCCAGAACAUUGAUGGGCUGGAGAGAGCAGCUGGCAUCCCUGCUACAAAACUGGUGGAAGCCCAUGGCACCUUUGCCUCUGCCACUUGCACUGUCUGCCGGCAAUCAUUUCCAGGGGAGGAAUUUCGGGUGGAUGUGAUGGCUGACAGGGUCCCCCGCUGCCCCAUCUGUACAGGGGUCAUCAAGCCUGACAUCGUCUUCUUUGGGGAGCAGCUCCCACAAAGAUUCUUCCUGUACAUGGCUGACUUCCCCAUGGCAGAUCUGCUCAUCAUCAUUGGGACCUCUCUGGAGGUGGAGCCUUUCGCCAGCCUCUCUGAAGCAUCCAGGAGGUCUGUCCCUCGAGUGCUGAUCAAUCGGGAGCUGGUGGGACCCUUUGCUUGGAGGCCUCGUCACAAUGAUGUGGCCCAGUUGGGAGACAUCAUUGGCGGGGUGGAGGCCCUGGUGAAGGCCCUGGGCUGGACCAAGGAGAUCAAGGACCUUGUCCAAAGAGAGACCAACAAGGACAUCCUCUGAGAGGCGGUGUGGAUGGACCAGGAUCCAGGGUGGGUCUGGUGCAGUUCAUGCUUGCCCAGACCCCACCACUGCCACCUCCAGCCCAGGGCUCUAGCUGCAUCCCUGCCACUCCCUUCCUUCGUCUGAGUCAUGAAUUCAGGAUCUCUGGUGGAAGCCUUGUCUCUCAAUAGUCAAUAAACAUUUAUUAAGCAUCUACAAAGGGCUAAGCACGGACA